AUGCCGUCCAAGAAGGGAGGCAAGAAGAAGAAGCCUCUGACGGAGGAGGAGAAAGUGAAGCAGGCAGAAAUGAAGGCGUUGGCUGAAAAGGAGAAACUCGUGCGGAGGCGACGACUGACCAAUGUGUUUCUCAAGCUCAAAAAAGACAAGGAGUACGAACUUCUCAAACUAAAUGACAACAAGCUUCUCGACUUGUGGCGUCCUAGGCUUCGCAAACUCAAAUGCAACGAAUUAUUGGACGAUUAUAAAAUGCUUCAAGCUGCAUUUGAGAGAAAUUACAGAAAAAAGGAUGAACUUAUUGAAGAUCUUGAAAAUGUUAUGAGACAAAAUGACGAGGAAUAUGAUAACGCAUUUGACAUGCACUUACACAACAUUGACAAACUCAUGGAAUUUUACCACAAGCGUCUCGACCAGGUACGCGAAAUGUAUGGACAACAGAAACAGAAGCUGCUGACCGUGCUGAAUGACGAAAAGUUUCGAAUGCAAAACUACCAAGAGAAAAGUCUCCGGUAUUUGAAUGGCGUGAUUGCGGCGGUACACAUGCGAUACAGAGAACUUGCUUCAGACUCCAAAGCCGAGCUCUUUAUACGGCAAGAAGAAAUGAGAAAUAAGGCUAUGGAAGAGACUCAUAAAGUAAAGGUGUCCACAGACAAAAGAAUGCAAGCGGUUUGGGAUGACAUUCAAGAACUUUUGGUGGACUAUGACGUGAGUGCAAAACUGUAUACAUAA
Folsomia candida is the source of this 729-nucleotide messenger RNA. RefSeq lists its product as uncharacterized. Gene Ontology annotation, cellular component: axonemal dynein complex; axoneme. The transcript is spliced from 5 exons. Bases 1 to 729 code for a protein of 242 amino acids. The record is from RefSeq and is a predicted model, not a curated record. Lineage: Eukaryota; Metazoa; Arthropoda; Collembola; Entomobryomorpha; Isotomidae. Gene Ontology annotation, biological process: axonemal dynein complex assembly; regulation of cilium movement; cilium-dependent cell motility.